AUGCAGAGUUUCCCUCCCCGGGACGAGCACCCGGGUGCGGCGCUGACCUUCACCACGCAUCUCGAUGAACUCAGCGAAAUGCCUCUGUGGAAGGUAAAGAAGACCGAAAAAGCCCCCAACAACAUUCGAUCCGGCUGGGCUGCCAUCCAGGGACACAUUGCACCCCAUCUUGCCGAUUCCGUUGCCUAUCACACUAAGCAGUACCUCAAAGAUUGCACUUCCGAGAGUGCUAACAAUGAUGUGUAUUCCAUUGUGAUGAAAAAAAAUCAACAAGGCGGCAGUAUCACCUACCCGCAUGUAGAGCAAGAAAACAAGUUCUACGGACCUGGGGUAUCUUCCGAUCUUGUGCCCCAAUCUCAACGCCGCACUGAGAUCAUCAAGGGAGACGCAAAGGCUAGACCUGUUGCCAAACGCGACAAGAAAAUCGCUUCGGGAUUGACAUCCCUCAGACAGGAAUUGAAAAUUAAUCAAGAGCUUGCCGAAAUCUUCUCAGAGACGGCAACGUAUACCAAAACGCUGAAUCUUCAACGCCGAGCCUCGGAAGAAAAGUUGGAUGGUUUUGAGGACAGACUCACUGCCACCAAUACCACUAUUGAACAAUGCAGUCAAGGCAUUGCAUCUCUUCGCAACCAGGGCAAGGACAAGGAUAAGAUUGAUGUUGAAGAGUACCACCGUCGCACCGUCCAGGCUUUUCGCGAUCAGCUCACUGUCACGAGAACGUCACUGGACAAAAAAGUCCAAGGCCUACGCUUCAACCAUGACGAAGAUCUUCAGGCUGUACAAAAGCAGACCCAAGAUGCUAUCGACCAGCUGGCUCAGGAACUUGGUCGCUUACGCGAGACCGUUGCCGCCAAGGAGAAGACAAUGAAGACUUUCUUUGAUAAGAUUACCAACCGGAUCGAUGGUAACUUCACUACCUUGGCCUCUGGUUUUCGAGAUCAGAUCAAAGAGGCUGUCGGACUUGGCUCCAAAUCGGGAGAUAAACGCAAGAACAAGGACCAACAUGCGGGUAAAGAUGAUGAAAAGAAAGCCCGUGCUUGA
Messenger RNA from Fusarium venenatum, 1041 nucleotides. NCBI's taxonomy places the organism in Eukaryota, Fungi, Ascomycota, Sordariomycetes, Hypocreales, Nectriaceae. The record is from RefSeq and is a predicted model, not a curated record.